AUGACCGCCCAACUUGCUUCUGCUAUAUCUGCUCCUGAUUACUACAACUGUCAAAUGCAGCCAGGUCUUGUCAAACGUCAACGUGAAAUUUGUAGGCAACAUCCUUCUGCUAUGCGUGCAAUUAGUGAAGGCUUAAGAAAUGCUAUUGAUGAGUGUCAUGUUCAAUUCCAGAGGGAACGAUGGAACUGUUCGGCAAGUUUUGGAGUUGUUGGUCCUGUGAAGGGGGCAGCAACCGCAGAAACCGCCUAUAUUUAUGCAAUAUCAUCAGCUGGCGCUUCCCAUUCUUUGGCACGUGCGUGUGCUAGAGGAUUAAUACCUGAAUGCGGUUGUGGGGGAGGAGAACAGACUUAUGUAACAAGUGCAGCACCUGAAGGGUUUAGUGGGAGGCCUGAACAAUUUAUUUGGGCUGGUUGUUCGGAUAAUGUUAAAUUUGGAAAUCAAGUAAUUAAAAAAAUUUUUUUGGAAAUUUUUUUUCUAGUUUACAAGAAAAUUUAUUGA
Molecule: messenger RNA, 498 nt
Organism: Meloidogyne enterolobii
Lineage: Eukaryota; Metazoa; Nematoda; Chromadorea; Rhabditida; Meloidogynidae
Source: the annotation of a GenBank genome assembly